AUGACAGUCACAGACCAGCUACAGCGGCAGCAGCAGCAGCAGCAGCGGCAGCAGCAGCAGCAGCAGCAACUGGGUGGAAUUGUUGAGGUGACUGCUGCUGCUGCUACUGCAACAGCAGCAGGAACAAUCGCUCGCUGCUGCAGUAACGUUUCUGACAGUACAGUUGAGCCGGAACAGCCAGACACAGACCAGCAGCAGCAGCAGCAGCAGCAGCUGCAGCAGAUGCUGCUGCAGCAGCAGCAGCAAGAUCUGGAGCAGCAGAAAGAUGCAAUUAUUUCUGCUGCGCUUCUGAAGGCAGCGCAGCUUAUCCCCGAGUAUUUAGGGAUCCCUGCAGACUUUGCUGCUGCUGCUGCUGCUUCUGACUGCAGCAGCAGCAGCAGCUGCAGCAGCAACAGGGAGCAGCAAAUCCAUCAGCUGCUGCAGGGAAGCGUCUUAACUGGAGGAACAACAAACAGCAUUGUUAAGGUGUCUAGGAGAGAUAAAGAGAGCCCUUGCUGCCUUGUUCGCUUCUAUGGCCGCAACACUUCUUUGUGGAUAGACAGACAGCGCGAAUUUGCAGUGCUGCGGCUGCUGAGUGGAGAGGGGGGGGGGAAGAAGAUAUUGGCUUCCUUUCAGGGUGGAGUGAUAGAGUCAUUUGUUCCGGGGUCUCCUCUGCUUCCUGAGGGUUUAGGGUUUGCAGCAGACAAAAUAGCGAAGGCACUUGCACUGCUGCAUGCGCUGCCUCUUCAUUCUCAGUCUUCUUCUGCUCGGUUGAUUAGCGAAUUUAAUGCGGACGGCUCUGCGGUGUCUGCUCUCUGGCCCAAACUGCAAAACUUUCUCGAUAUGUGCUUUGCUGAGAAGGCUAGGCUGGGUUCUGCAUUUCAUCUUGACGAUUGUGACAAACUUCCAGCGGUGUUUGAUUUAUUGCGAAAAGAAUUGGAGGGCGGCAGCCGCGUGGUUUUAUGCCACGGCGAUUUAUUAGCAGGGAAUAUAAUUCAUCAAGAAGACGGCUCCAUUUGCUUUAUUGACUUUGAAUAUGCUGCUGCAAUGGAGCGAGCGUUCGACAUUGCCGGUCAUUUCAUCGAAUACGGAGGGUUUGAAUGCGAGUGGCACCGCAUUCCAACUCCAGCGCAGCAGCGAGCCUUUCUUAGGGUGUAUCUGCAGCAGCUGCGGCAGCAGCAGCAGCAGCAGCAGCAGCAAGAAGCAGCAGCAGCAGAUAUUGAAGAGGAAGUGCAGCAGCUGCUAGAUGAGAUACAGCCUUUCUUCGCCGUCUCCCAUCUCUACUGGGGUAAACCCUAA
Molecule: messenger RNA, 1278 nt
Organism: Eimeria acervulina
Lineage: Eukaryota; Apicomplexa; Conoidasida; Eucoccidiorida; Eimeriidae
Product: choline/ethanolamine kinase domain-containing protein, putative
Exons: 8
Coding region: 1-1278 (425 amino acids)
Biological process (GO): phosphatidylcholine biosynthetic process; phosphatidylethanolamine biosynthetic process
Cellular component (GO): cytoplasm
Molecular function (GO): choline kinase activity; ethanolamine kinase activity
Source: RefSeq, a predicted model, not a curated record